Messenger RNA from Musa acuminata subsp. malaccensis (wild Malaysian banana), 1235 nucleotides. Its product is annotated as ubiquitin-like-conjugating enzyme ATG10. The record is from RefSeq and is a predicted model, not a curated record. Gene Ontology annotation, cellular component: intracellular anatomical structure. Gene Ontology annotation, molecular function: Atg12 transferase activity. Gene Ontology annotation, biological process: protein lipidation; macroautophagy; protein modification by small protein conjugation. NCBI's taxonomy places the organism in Eukaryota, Viridiplantae, Streptophyta, Magnoliopsida, Zingiberales, Musaceae.
CCCAUAAAGAAGAACGCAGAAAGGAUCGUCUCGGAGCCGUGCCCUAAUCCAUCCCGUCGCGGCCGGCCUCUCUCUGUCUCUCGCGGCCUGACGCCAUUGCCGCCGCGCUCACGCCACGGCUGCCGCGCGUUCUCGACUCUACGGAAAGCCGCGGGUUUUGAAUCUGAAUGGUCGUUUCUGAAUUUGUGCAUCGCGAUCUUGUGUUGUCUUUCAUAUAUGACUUGUUGAUUUGCUGCCCGAUAUGCAAUCAGAGACGAGUGCACGCCAGUGGGACGGAACUCUUUCGCCAAAUGACUUCAAUUCUUCUGUAGCUGCUUUUUGUGAGAGGUGGAAAGAGGUCAAUGAUUCUCUUCCCCAAUGGUUGUGGGAACCUUUUCCGGUGGUCGGUGAUUCGUCGUGCAAUGCAGCAGGAUACUUAACAAUGGAGAACGUGUAUCAUCAGAACGCAAGUGAGGAAGUUAGUCAUGAGGAGAGCAUAUUAGGAGACGAAGACCUAUCUGACGAUGCCACCUUGGUUCAGAGCUGCGGCAAAGAUGACAUUCAUGUCUAUGAUUACCACAUAGUUUACAGCUUCAAUUUUAGGGUUCCCGUUCUUUAUUUCCGUGGAUAUCGAUUGGAUGGCUGCCCUCUGAAAUUGGAAGACAUCGAGAAAGAUCUUCCUGCAUACUCUCUCAAAGGACUUAGGGAAUCAAAAUGGACAUUCAUGACACAGGAGGAUCAUCCUUACCUACGUCGACCAUGGUAUACUUUACAUCCUUGUGGAACUAGUGACUGGCUGAAGGUUUUGAUCGGAAGCAAUGCGGCAAACAACCAGCCUCGGCCCCUUCACUAUUUAUCUGCUUGGUUAUCGGUGGUCGGUCAGGCCGUUGGAUUGAGAAUCCCUCUUGGACUAUACAAGUCACAGUGAAGGGUGUACCCAAUACACGAGGCUACUCGUAUUCGAUCAGGGUGUACCCAAUGCCGAGACUAUAUAAGUCCGUCGGUCAGGAUGUACCCAAUGCACGAGGCUACUCGUACGGAGAUUUACCGGUGAGAAACUGACAAUUAGCCAAUUCAAAAUUUCUCAUUCGAUGCUUCAGCUUAAUCUUGAUCUCAUUUUAAGUGCGUGAAAGUGAUUGGAACUGAUAUUGUGUGUGAUUAAGCAGAUAUCAGUUAUCUCAUAUUAUCCCAACUCUGUAUGAACUUGUAAUUAUUGUCUUAUUUAUAAAAUAAAGAAAAAGCAGAAUAAUAUGGCU